AGCGGGCAGCGAGCGGCGGGAGCGGGGCGGCAGCGGCGACCCCCCGGCCCCGGCUCUGCGCGGCCACCGCCCCCCGCCCGGCGGGGCCAUGAGGACCGGCUCGAGGGUGCUGCUGGUGCUGCUGCUCCUCCUUCCCGUCUGGGGCUCGGCGGCGGCACACAAUGGGGAUCUUACAGUGAGACCCACAUGCAAGCCUGGCUUCUCAGAGCAAGACUACACAGCAUUCGUCUCCCAAAACAUCAUGGAAGGGCAGAAGUUACUCAAAGUAAAAUUUAAUAACUGUGCUGGUAACAAGGGAGUUCGCUAUGAAACCAACAGCCUGGACUUCAAGGUGAGGGCGGACGGGACCCUGUUCGCUGCCCACCACGUGCAAAUGCCCUCCAAGCAGCUGAUCCUGGUGGUGACGGCGUGGGAUCCCCAGACCCUGGGCAGAUGGGAGGCCAUGGUCCGCUUUCUGGUGGCAGAGAAGUCCCAACACAAUGGACACAAGCCAAAAGGCAGGAAGACACUGCCUGGAGACCUGGUGCAGCAGCAGAGUGACACUCUGCUCCCGUGGCGGCAGCAUCAGAGCGCCAAUGGCCUGCGGAGGCAGAAGAGGGACUGGGUCAUCCCACCCAUCAACGUGCCAGAAAACUCCAGAGGACCCUUUCCACAGCAGCUGGUUCGGAUUCGUUCCGAUAAGGACAAAGAGAUCCAUAUCAGGUACAGCAUCACUGGAGUGGGAGCCGACCAGCCGCCCAUGGAAGUCUUCAGCAUUGACCCUGUGUCUGGCAGGAUGUACGUGACACGCCCGAUGGACAGGGAGGAAAGAGCUUCCUACCAUCUCCGGGCUCAUGCAGUGGAUAUGAAUGGAAACAAGGUGGAGAAUCCUAUUGACCUUUACAUCUAUGUGAUUGAUAUGAAUGACAACAGACCGGAGUUCAUCAACCAAGUCUAUAAUGGAUCUGUUGAUGAAGGCUCUAAACCAGGUACCUACGUGAUGACGGUGACGGCAAAUGACGCAGACGACGCUACUACCGCGAACGGGAUGGUGAGGUACCGGAUCGUGACUCAGACCCCACAGAGCCCAUCACAAAACAUGUUUACCAUUAACAGCGAGACAGGAGACAUUGUCACUGUGGCUGCUGGACUCGACAGAGAGAAAGUUCAGCAGUAUAUAGUCAUUGUUCAAGCCACAGAUAUGGAAGGAAAUCUUAACUAUGGUCUCUCAAACACGGCAACAGCGAUCAUUACAGUGACAGAUGUGAAUGACAACCCCCCUGAAUUCACCACCAGCACUUAUUCAGGAGAGGUUCCUGAGAACAGAGUGGAGGUUGUGGUGGCAAAUCUGACGGUGAUGGACCGGGACCAGCCUCACUCCCCCAACUGGAAUGCCAUCUACCGCAUCAUCAGCGGGGACCCCUCCGGCCACUUCACCAUCCGGACAGACCCCGUCACCAACGAGGGCAUGGUGACCGUGGUGAAGGCAGUCGAUUACGAGAUGAACAGAGCUUUCAUGCUGACAGUGAUGGUAUCAAACCAAGCUCCCCUGGCCAGUGGCAUCCAGAUGUCCUUCCAGUCGACAGCAGGAGUCACCAUUUCAGUCACAGAUGUCAACGAAGCACCGUAUUUCCCAACGAACCACAAGUUAAUCAGGCUGGAGGAAGGGGUGCCAACAGGAACAGUCCUGACAACGUUUUCAGCGGUGGAUCCCGAUCGCUUCAUGCAGCAGGCAGUAAGAUACUCUAAGCUGUCAGAUCCUGCAAACUGGCUGAACAUUAAUGCCACAAAUGGUCAGAUCACUACUGCUGCUGUCCUUGAUCGAGAGUCAGACUACAUUAAGAAUAAUGUCUACGAGGCCACAUUCUUGGCGGCUGACAACGGUAUCCCCCCCGCCAGCGGCACUGGCACUCUGCAGAUCUACCUAAUUGACAUCAACGACAACGCUCCUGAGCUCCUGCCAAAGGAGGCACAGAUCUGUGAAAAGCCAAACCUGAAUGUCAUCAACAUCACAGCCGCGGACGCUGACAUCGAUCCAAACGUCGGGCCCUUCGUCUUCGAGCUGCCAAGUGUGCCAUCUGCGGUGAGGAAGAACUGGACCAUAACACGGCUGAAUGGUGAUUACGCCCAGCUCAGUUUACGGAUCAUGUACCUGGAGGCGGGUGUGUAUGAUGUGCCCAUCAUUGUGACGGACUCAGGAAACCCCCCCUUGUACAACACCUCUGUCAUCAAGGUGAAGGUGUGUCCCUGCGACGAGAACGGCGACUGCACCACCAUCGGGGCCGUGGCCGCUGCAGGGCUGGGCACGGGGGCCAUCAUUGCCAUCCUGAUCUGCAUCAUCAUCUUACUCACCAUGGUUCUGCUGUUCGUGGUGUGGAUGAAGCGCCGGGAGAAGGAGCGUCACACCAAGCAGCUCCUGAUCGACCCCGAGGACGACGUCAGGGACAACAUCCUCAAGUACGACGAAGAGGGAGGUGGAGAGGAAGACCAGGAUUAUGAUUUAAGCCAGCUCCAGCAACCAGAGACCAUGGAUCACGUGCUGAACAAGACACCCGGAGUCAGAAGGGUGGAUGAAAGACCUAUUGGUGCUGAACCACAGUAUCCUAUCAGACCAGUAAUCCCACAUCCAGGGGAUAUUGGUGAUUUUAUUAAUGAGGGCCUGCGGGCAGCAGACAACGACCCCACAGCCCCCCCCUACGAUUCCCUGCUCGUCUUUGACUACGAGGGCAGCGGCUCCACCGCCGGCUCCGUCAGCUCCCUCAACUCCUCCAGCUCCGGGGACCAGGACUACGACUACCUUAACGACUGGGGGCCCAGGUUCAAGAAGCUGGCGGACAUGUACGGGGGAGGCGAGGAAGAUUAAACUGACCUCAUGUUAUUUAAAAAAAAAUAAAAAAUUAAAAAAAAAAAAAGGAAGGAAAAAAAAAAAGAAGAAGAAGAAAAGAAUUUAGGAAAAAAGAAAAAGAAAAAACAACAAACCCACAGACGACAACGUUAACAAAAAGAGCCGAUGCAGGAGCAAGAACUGUACAGAUGUGGCAGCUUUUUUAAUUAAUAUCCCCUGCUGACUGUAUUGUUAUUUUUAGUGGCGAUAUAGGAGGUUUCUUUUUUUUUUCUUUUCUUUUUUCUUUCCAUUUUUUUUUCUUAGAAUAUUGAGCUGUCUCGCAUGAACACUUGUCUCUGCUGCAGGUUUCUUUUUGUUAUUUUGUUUUUUUAAUGUCAGCUGGGAUAUUGCUUGUUUACCUGCUUUAUGACUAAAGAGAGUGAAAGGCACUCUGUCUUAACUUGAAUUUCUUAGAACAGAAGCACUGUUUUUAAAAUAUAUAUAUAUAUAUAUAUUUGAAAGUGCCUUUUGGUGCAUGUGUCAGAUUCCCUUCAAUCUCAGGAGUGAUGAAAACAAACAUACAACCAUCCUGGGCAGCACUCCCUGUGACCCUAAGCCAGUUCUAGCUGGGAAGGAGUUAACAAAAAGGAACUGUGGAGAUUGUUUCUUUUUUGCCUUUUUUUUUUUUUUUUUUUAAGGGGGUGACUCAUUCUGGGGUCAAAAGAAGGGGGGAGGGGGGAAGAUGUUUUGAGUCAAAAUCUUAACAGCCAUCUUUAAGCCUCGGCAGGUGGUGAACUAGUCAUCAUGUUGUAUAUAAUUCAGUGUUAUCAGAUGCAAAAUACCGACCAGGGCCUCUGCCAGGCCCUGGUCACACUCAAUGUAGCUGCAUAGAACUAUAGCAUUGAUAAAGCCUUUGGUUAUUGCAACAGAAAUCUCCAACAGCCCUUGCCUAAACCCUACAAAGUAAAUCGUGACAUGACCAAAGGCCCAUCUGUUUGUUUUUAUGCUAUCGCCGUGUUUUGGCUCCCACGACCUCUCGAGUGAUGUCCGUACCAGCUGGGUGAGGUGGUGGUGUCCCGCAUCCCCGAGGAUGCCCAACACUGGUGCUGCUCUCCUGGGGUGAGGCAAGGGUUUGUGUGGCGGCUCCGCUCGAGGCCGAGGCAGUGCGAAGGACAGGGACAGGUUAUCCACACUUUUCCCAUCCGUAAGUAUGGAGUUAGUGUAGUAUCACAUUAAUGCCUUGGAGCAUUAGUAGCCAAAGCUCAACGACAUCGUGUAACUCAGCUAAUGUGUGUCCUUUCUAUUCGAUGGGUAGGCGCUGCUAUCUGUAGUAAAUGUGUUUUUUUGGAGAAGAAGUGCAACAAGGGCCUAUUAAGUAUCUUGUGGUUAAUAUGCUCAAGCAUUGCCAAGUAAGCAAGAGGUUUCGCAGCAUCCAGGCGUAAUUCAACAUCAGUAUUAUAAAUGGUAGCAAACUACCUAGUUUAUAUGUAGGGUCAGUUUAACCAAUAACAAAUAGUUAUUAGCUUUUUUUAUUACAUUUUUCCUUUACUGAUUUGGACUAGUGGGUUUAUGUCUAAUGUUUGUAAAAUGAUUUAGACUGCAUGGAUGUGUAAUAUAAACCACAUUUAAUGGAUUAUGAGCCACUUAAUUAAUGUGCUAUGAAAUCUUGGAUUACCUGUGUUUUAUAUUCUGCAGACGAUUUUGCAGUGGGUUCGCUAAAACUUGUAAAAGUGCUUAGAUAUAUUUUCAUUUAAAUCCAAGAAUGUGCACAGUAUUGGAAGGUGAUUAUCCAGGGGAUAAUCAUGCUUUUUUUGAUAUCUCUAUUAAUUCUCAAGUUGAAUGCUAAGAGUUAAAGGGGGGGCGGGGGGAGCGAGCGCGUGCACACGAGAGCGAGAAUGAGAGGACGAGAGCUUGCGGUGGUGAGUGGGCACCUUUCAGAGGGUAUACUGGGCUGCAAGAUCGUCUCUAUAGAUUUUUGAAAUGCUCCUAGUGCAUUUUAUAUUUCAUUGUAUCAUAUUUUCUAUAAAAUGCAAUUUCUGUAAAUUAAUGAGCAUUUGAAAUGUGUCUUGUAUGAAGUGGAAUGUGGUAAAAAGUCUGCCCGAGGGGACUCACUGGUAUGUUAUUAACUACCAAGGAUGCGAUCUUUCUUUUUGUCUUGGUUGGUCAGUUGGUCAGUCAAUGGGUCAGUUUGUCUUUCACAGCUCGGAGAGCAAACUCACUCUCACCCAAGUUUCCUGAGGAAACCAGGAGGCAAUGACUUGGACCUCGGGAGAGGGACGGCACCAAUGGCAGCAGCAAGGCGAGGAUGUCACGCCACAGGCAUGGGCUGGCAGCACGUGCCUUGGCCAGGAUGAAGGGCAGUGCCUGGCAAACUGCCAGCACCUGACACUUUUCCAAAUUCCUGUUCCGUAGUUGUGAACUCAGUUGUCUUGUGUGACCACUAUGAAAGUCUUAGUUUGUUCCUGCCAUGUGCCAUCCCCCUCCUCCUGGCCACUCUUGGCAAUCCUCACAGCCCCCCUUCCCAGCAGCCUGGCACAGAGGCUGCAUGGCCCCACAGCCUCUGCUCUUUACCCAUGGCAUUCUUGGUUCUUCCCCUUUUCUUUUGGAAAAGCCACAGGCUUGAAGUAUUUCACCAUCUGGGCUUUGCACCUCGACAGAAGCUGCCCAGGCACGGCAGUGGUGAAUAAUAAAAGUGAACUUGGUGUUUCUUGGUGCCUGUCGGCGCGUUGUGUCUGUCACCGUAACCUCACCACCAACACGGGAGAAGGAUCAGCUCCAGGGCCAGGCCAGUGAUUCUCCAUCCCUUGGGUUGUUGCCACUGCCUGCCAGCUCUGUGCAGCUCCCGGGAUGCUCGUGUGGAUCCUGCAGUGCCAGCCAGGUCUCCGCUCUAAGCCGUGCCCUGCAAUCCACCUGGCACCGCUUACCUGGGAGCAGCAGCUAAAUCCCUGCUCCACAGCGCUCGGUGUGUGACAUCUGCUGCGGCUUUGGCUGGGAUGAUGGAUUUCAGGUAGGGAAGGGGCUGGCAGCAAUGUGGGACAGUGGCUGCAGGGACAUCGGCAGCGUCCAUCAUCCCUCUGUCCCCAAGGGACCUGCCAUGCAGUGAAAGGAGCUGUUGUCAGACUUCAGCUUGUUGAAACUUUUCAGGUUUUUAAGAACAUUUAUGCAACCUGAUUCCAAACAGAACUGUUUGAGUGAUUAAAAAUAAACCAACCUGUUUCCAUUGGCGACUUUUUUUUAAAAUCAGCGGAUAUUUUUUUUCUGCAGCAUUUGCAAUCCAGCUGUUCCAGCCCCAUGAGCCUAUAAAUCAAACCAACCACUUUAGUGUGUUUUGACCCAAUUCUGCUCAGUCUCCUUCUGCAGGACCUCCUCCUUCUUUUCCUCCUCCUCUUCCUCUUCCUCCUUCUCCUCCCUGCAUCCUCCCCCACUGAAUUUUACAGCCCCACAAGGAGCAGCAGCAUCUCCUUGCAGUGGGACCAGCAGAAGGUAAGCAAGGGGCACAUCCAGCAAUGAAAAGAUUGCUUUUUACAAACCUGUCUACUUCUUAAUGUUACUGAUGGUUUGUAGCCCAGCUAAGAAAACUUAUAUUAAUCCAAGGAGUCCCAUUGAGAAGGUGACUGUACCAUCACUCUGUCCCCCUCUGAUCCUCGUGGAUGUGACACGGUGUUGCCAGUUGCAACUGCAGGUGACAAUGACUUGCAAGGAGCUGGGGUGGGCAGACAACCACUUUGGCUGGUGUACAGUUGCUGUUUACUCUUACAGCCCCCAGGUGAUGAGUGCAUUGAGACCAGAAUCCUUGUUCCCUGACCAAUCUAGACUAAGGCACUAAACUAAAGAAGUGGUCCCCCUUCUUUGCACACCACAAGACUGUGGGGAAGGACUUGCUUUCGGGCAGGUGGAGGGGAUCCCAUCCCUGAAACACCACUGUCCCACCCUGUAAUCCUGUACCCCUUAGCACUGCCAGGGCGCACCACCACAGCUCUCCCUGCUGUCUACGGGAUGAGGACGGUGAGUUCCCAGGACAUUGAUGCAUGCUGGAGACCUCUGGUGGCCUCCCUACCUCCUAAGGUUGAGGAUUGCACAUCCCCAGGCCAGGGACUGUGCAGGUCCAAUGUCACUGCUGUACCGACAGCCACCUCCAGCAGAGCAUGACCACAGCUCUGGUGGUCUGUUUAUCAUGUAGCCUAAUAACUGGGAGACCCAUCAGCAUGGAAAUGCUUUACAAGGCAAGGAGGACAUUCAUCAGGUAAUUAGUGACAGUAAAUAGGCAAGUCUGUCCUGGGUGUCCUACACAUUAGUCAUAGUUCCGCUUCUGGUUUUGCAUUUCCUUUUCCUUAUUUUUUUGUCCUUUUUUGUUGGACCGGGCGAUGCAAUUGGGGGUUGUACAGCGGUGAUGGGGAGUUCUGUCCCCAUGGGUUUUUAGGGAUAGUCAGGUCCAAAUCCAGCCUCCAGAAGUAAGAACUUUGGAGACAGCUGUAUCACCUGUAAGCGCUUCGCGUAGCAUAAACACUCGGGCAUUGGAGAAUGGUAAUGGACAGUGCAGAGUCUGCACCACACAAUAUGCCAAGAUUGCAACUUUGUUUAGUCAAAAAAAAAAGAAAACAUAUUAAAGGUAAAAUAUGGGACUUUUUUUUGUGAUGUCUUUUGGAGCUCUUCAUUGUAAGCAUGAAAAAAAUAUUAGGGGGGAUGCUGUACAACGACGAAUGCGUGUGUUUAAAGCAGCAGCCAGACAAUGUAGGUGGCUCCCACGCAAAUUAACUCAGUUUCAUGGGGAAAAUAAAAGUUCUUUCCAGUACACACCAAACCCCACAUACAACUGCUCACACACAGUGUACAUAAUGUAGUUAGUGCUUGAAGCUACAAAUCGAUAGGGGAAAAAGAAACAACAACAACAACAUGUAGAUGUAUAAUUGGAGCACUUUCUCUUUCUUUUUUUUUUUUUUUUCUAAUUUGAGCGAUGAUUUUGCAUGUUUCCUUUACGAUGGAGAAGCUGUGUAGCAGCCCGCAUGACUGUGGUUGUUCUCAAGGAAGACUUCUGCUGUUCUGCUGUAUUCACGCUGAAGCGCAAAAAGCAGUUUGCGUCCGUUAACCCAGUUCAAAAACCUUUUUUUGUAACCGUCAACAGCACAAAUAUUUUGUAUUGUUGUUUGUACCAUUUUUGUACCAAAAACAAAAGAGGAAAAAAAAAAAAAAGAAAAAAAAAAAAAAGGGAAGAAAGUAAAUGUUUUCAAUGUGUUUUUAGUGCCACUGCAAUCUUGGUUUCCAAACUGAGUGACAGGUUUGCUGAUUUAUUGUGUAUCAAAGCUGAACUGGCGCACUGACGCCUGGCUCCAGUGUAAUUAAAAAUAAAGUCCCCCUUUUGAAUAGUC
Messenger RNA from Pseudopipra pipra, 8169 nucleotides. It is a transcript of the gene CDH4, whose product is annotated as cadherin 4. Gene Ontology annotation, molecular function: calcium ion binding; cadherin binding. Gene Ontology annotation, biological process: homophilic cell-cell adhesion; multicellular organism development; cell morphogenesis. The transcript has 16 exons. NCBI's taxonomy places the organism in Eukaryota, Metazoa, Chordata, Aves, Passeriformes, Pipridae. Gene Ontology annotation, cellular component: adherens junction; catenin complex; plasma membrane. The coding region runs from base 89 to 2842 and encodes 917 amino acids. The record is from RefSeq and is a predicted model, not a curated record.